This is a messenger RNA of Mugil cephalus (flathead mullet), 2482 nucleotides long. Its product is annotated as snake venom 5'-nucleotidase-like. The record is from RefSeq and is a predicted model, not a curated record. The transcript has 9 exons. Gene Ontology annotation, cellular component: plasma membrane. Bases 81 to 1808 code for a protein of 575 amino acids. Gene Ontology annotation, biological process: AMP catabolic process. Lineage: Eukaryota; Metazoa; Chordata; Actinopteri; Mugiliformes; Mugilidae. Gene Ontology annotation, molecular function: metal ion binding; nucleotide binding; 5'-nucleotidase activity.
AGGGUGGAGGGGGGCACGCCUUCCGUUUUCAUGUGCUAUACAUUCCUGUCCACUGGUGCGUUUUUACGCACAGCGACACGAUGGGCUUCAGGUCUCGUCCGCGCGCUCUCCGGAGCUGGCUCGGCCUCGUCCAGCUUUUAAGCUGCUGGAGCGCAGCGUCGACCUUCGAGGUGACAAUACUUCACACCAACGACAAUCACGCACGCAUCGAGGAGACCAGCGAGGACUCGGGAAAGUGCCUAAAGCAGGGUAGCUGCUUCGCCGGGGUCGCAAGGAGGUUCACGAAAGUCUCGGAGAUUCGGAAAAAGGAGAAAAAUGUGUUGUUUCUGGAUGCUGGGGACCAAUUCCAGGGAACCAUCUGGUUCAACUACUAUAAAGGCGCUGAAGCAGCACAUUUCAUGAACAAACUUGGCUAUGAUGCCAUGGCUUUUGGAAACCACGAGUUUGACAAUGGAGUGGAGGGUCUGAUCGAGCCCUUCCUCCAGAAUGUCAAGUGCGACGUGGUGAGUUCCAACAUCAAACCUGACCACACCCUGGCUGCAAAUCUUAGUGGCUACUAUCAGCCCUACACAGUCUUCAGUGUGGGCUCAGAGAAAGUGGCCGUGGUUGGCUACACCACAACAGAGACCCCCUUCUUAUCCAUGCCAGGACAGCACCUGAAGUUUGAGGAUGAGGUGGAGUCGCUUCAGGUUCAGGUCGAUAAGCUCAAGACUCUGGGCUACAAUAAAAUCAUUGCCCUGGGACACUCCGGCUUUAAAGUGGAUCAAGAAAUUGCCAGGCGCGUGAGAGGAGUUGAUGUUGUUAUUGGAGGACACACCAACACGUUCCUCUACACCGGAACGCCCCCAUCCACUGAAAAGGCAGAAGGUCCAUAUCCAGUUUGGGUAAGGUCUAACGAUAACAGAGAUGUACCCGUGGUCCAAGCCUUUGCCUUCGGGAAGUAUCUUGGAUACUUAAAAGUCACCUUUGAUGAGGCUGGUAAUGUGAUAAAAGCAGUUGGAAACCCCAUCCUAAUGGACAGCAGCAUAGCUCAAGACCCUGGAGUCCUUGCUGAAGUCGAGAAGUGGAGGAAAAACGUAACUCAGUUUUCAUCGCAGUACAUUGGACAAACCUUAGUCUACCUGAACGGGACAUUCGAAGAGUGUCGAUUUCGGGAGUGUAACCUUGGAAACCUAAUCUGUGACGCUAUGAUUUAUCAUAAUACAAAGUAUUCAAGCGAUCUGCGGUGGAAUCACGUUAGCAUGUGUAUGCUGAAUAGUGGGGCCAUAAGGACAGCGAUAGACGAGCGCUACAAAAACGGUUCCGUAACGAUGGAGGAGAUCCUCACCGUGCUGCCGUUCGGAGGAACCUUCGACUUGGUCCAGAUAAAUGGAUCGACGGUGAAAAAGGCAUUCGAACACUCUGUCCACAGAUAUGGCAGCAAGUCGGGGGAAUUUCUUCAAGUCUCAGGUAUUCAUGUGGAGUUUGACAUCUCCAAGCCAGUGAACCAGCGCGUGGUAUCGUUGUCGAUGCUCUGCACUGAGUGCCGUGUGCCGAAGUAUGAACCACUAGACCUGCAGAAGACGUACACCGUGGUCAUGCCUUCAUACAUGGUUAAUGGAGGCGAUAACUAUGGCAUGGUCAAGGAGGAGUUGGUGCAGCACAACAAGGGUGAUAAGGACAUUUCUGUAUUGUCCGACUACAUCUCGGAUAUGAAGCGCGUGUACCCUGCAGUGGAAGGCCGCAUCAAAGUCAGGAACUCGGCUGCCUUCACAGUCCACAGCCUCGGCUUGUUCCUCCCCAGCCUAUGCCUGUCUCUGAACCUCUAACUGGAUUUGGACAUUGAACUCUGAUCAGCUGAAGGGCUCUGAAACUCCUUGCAGACUUGGAUAACCAUGUGCCAUAAUUCCAUGACACUGCCUUGAAGAAAAGCUAGCAGACGAGAGGUCAAGUUCAGCCUCGGGGUAAAAUCAGGGUCCAUAUGGGAAGAUAAUUGUUUCCACCCACAAACAAGCUCUGAUAAUAAAAUCUGCAAGAGGAGCAAAAAACCAAACGUAUUACGAUAUGGGUGAUAUAAAAGUGCAUGUGAAUAUAUUGUUUGACAUUAGAACAAACAGAGAAUGUAAUAAAUAUGACUCAUUUUGUUGGAUAAUGAGGGACAGAAACAAGUCGAUGUCAAUUGAUUGUUUCAUCUGGACUUUGUUGCUACUUCUACUCAAAUCUAAACUGUAUCAAGAAUUAUAUAUUAAAUCACACACACAUUUGUAGUAUUGCAGUAAAAUACUGUUGAUCUGUAAAUCAACUAUUGAUUUUUAUUUGUUGGUGUGAUGUUUAUGUGAAUGCACUGCUUGCCAUUUGUUAUCUGGGGUCUGUUGCACAAAACCAGGAUAAGGGAUUAAGCUGACGCCAUCAUGUAAUGCAACGCCCCCAGCUGAGACACCGCAUACUGUUUACAAUGUGUAAAAAUAAUGAUACAAUAAAGUUAUAAUGAAGAAAAGAAAAA